CAAGUACGCCUGAUAAUUUCCGUCGUGACGCAUGCGUAUUCGCUCGCGAGAAGAGAGAAAAAUUGGAAUUAGUUGAACGGAAUCUCGGAAAGCGAGUACGAGGAACGCAGUGGUGCCGUUUUAACAAUAUCACUGCGAAUACACGGAAAGUAAAAAUCCAUUAAGUCACUGUUAAUAAAAUAGAAGAAACGAAAGCUCUUUACACCGAGGUGACGCGAUUCAACGUCCAUUGGAUUGUCGAGCGACAUUGAAAAAUAUAGGAUGGCGAAGCCUGCGCAAGUUUUAAUUAUCGAGCCGGAAAACGAGCUACGAUUCAGGGGUCCGUUUACUGGAGCUCCAGUCACAUCUUACAUAAAACUAAUAAAUCCUACCUCUGACAAAGUAUAUUUUAAAAUAAAGACGACCGUACCAAAGAAAUAUUGCGUACGUCCUAAUUCUGGAGCUUUAAAGCCAAUGGAGGUCGCCGAAAUAGCAGUGUGCUUACAACCUUGUGAUUUUGAUCCAGCGGACAAAAAUAAACACAAAUUUAUGGUUCAGAGUUUAAUAGCUCCCGAUAAUGAUUCAGAUGAUUAUUUAAAUAACGAUGUCUGGAAAGAUACGAAGCCAGAGCAAUUAAUGGAUUCUAAGUUAAAGUGCGUUUUCGAGAAUCCGGUAACAACUACUGCUGCAACUAAAACAACUACAACUACUACGACAACCAGGUCGGAUACUAAUACGAAUAAUGAGAAAAAUAAAGGUACUGGUGAUUCUGUGAAAUCUUCUCCAAAGGUAUUGGAAGAAACAGAAGAGAAAUUGUUAAAAGCUGCACAAGAAGUCACUCAGCUUAGAGUAGAGGAAAGUGCUCUUAGGCAGGAGAACCUUCAACUUAGGAGAGACUUAAUGAAAUACCGAAACGCAGCAUUGGAGGAAGCUAGAGGUUUGCCCGCACAGAACAGUAAUCAGUUUUCUCCGACGUCAACUAGUUUUCUCAUUGCCGUUGCAAUGGUCAUAGUAGGCUAUUUGUUGGGAAAACUAAUCUGAGCAGUCCUUAUUCUUUAAAUAUACAUCGGCACAUCCCUUCUUCCCCUACGUUCUUAGUCUGUCCCCCUGCCAUCUUCAGACUGCAAAGACCAAUAAUUUCAGUCGUACCAUUACUUGGUUGUUCAUUAUAAAUUGUAUUAACAUAGUGGUCUGCAUUAAUAGGGCUAUUUCCUAUGGGAAUGUGCUUUGUCCGGUAAAGCAGCAUUUGAAACUUUAAAUCCUUUUUUAAGAAACGGUUUGUUAUGUUCCAACCAAGCGAUUAUUUUCCAAGCGACAACCCAACGGUUUGGUAUUGAAGUCACAUUAGUUAAUUGUUAAGCAUCUAAGAAAUGUUACUGAUUUAAGUAGAAAACUUAAAUAAAUAUCGAGUAGCAUGUCUUGGAUAAACGUUUAGGAAUUUAUGUAUUCGUUAAUAACACAUUUCCCACACAUACACUUCUUACAAAAGGAUUUUCGCUUUAAAACACUUGCCUGCGUCCUGUGUCUUUGCUACCAUGCCACCACUAAGCCGAACCGAUUACCUAUACAAAGUAUUUUCAUUUGAAGAAAUUUCAACAAAUUUUUUGACAAGUUUUUCCAAAUAGUCCAAAAAUCUACCAUUUAUUGAAUUUGAACUCUACUUUUAGAUCCGCGCUUUUAGAUCUCACUCCAAUUAAUCGCGAAUAUUCUAACAUAUUUAUAAUGACUUUUCUUUUUUUUUUUUUUUUUUUUUUUUUUUUUUAUUAAAGUAAUUGAAGAAUAUAUAAUAAUACCAUUUAAUGAGAUCAAGCAUCAUUGUAAACACUAUGUGUGUUCUAUAAAGAAUAACUCGGGCACGUUAACACUGUGAUAGGUAAUAACGCCUUAUUCAUUCAAUUGUAUUUCAUUUUGAUUUCAACAUCCAAUGUGUUAACUUGUUCAUUCUACAUUUUCUAUGUAGUUCGAUUUGCUCAAAGAUAUUUAUUUGGAAGAUACAGCAGAGAGGGAAGGGGGGCUGACUGAAUAGUAGUGGUUCGUCAUUGUCCAUACGGUAGUGGUGACUGCAUCAACCAGCAGUGGCAUAUAAUUUAAGAAGUUAAUGCAUUGAAUUUAUGACGCUUCAGUGUAAUUUUUAUUUCUUUAUGUUUGUCUUAUAAAAAUUAAAAAUAAAGAUAUCUCGGAUGUCACACUACA
This is a messenger RNA of Vespa mandarinia (Asian giant hornet), 2172 nucleotides long. It is a transcript of the gene Vap33, whose product is annotated as VAMP-associated protein 33kDa. The record is from RefSeq and is a predicted model, not a curated record. Lineage: Eukaryota; Metazoa; Arthropoda; Insecta; Hymenoptera; Vespidae. Gene Ontology annotation, biological process: endoplasmic reticulum membrane organization. Gene Ontology annotation, cellular component: endoplasmic reticulum membrane; plasma membrane. Gene Ontology annotation, molecular function: FFAT motif binding.